This is a messenger RNA of Linum tenue, 1551 nucleotides long. Lineage: Eukaryota; Viridiplantae; Streptophyta; Magnoliopsida; Malpighiales; Linaceae. The record is from the annotation of a GenBank genome assembly.
AUGAAAGAGUACUGGACUUCGCUGGCUUCCUUGCUCGGCGUCCUCGCCUUCUGCCAGAGCAUCGUCAGCUCCAUCUUCCCGCCGGAGCUCCGUUACGCCAUCCUCAAGCUCACCGGCCGCCUCUUCAGCCUCUUCUCCUCCUACGUCUACUUCGACAUCACCGAGAUCGACGGCGUCAACACCAACGAGCUCUACAACGCCGUCCAGCUCUACCUCUCCUCCUCCGUCUCCAUCUCCGGCACCCGCCUCUCCUUAACCCGCGCCGUCAACUCCUCCGCCGUCACCUUCAGCCUCGCCAACAACGACUCCAUCGCCGACUCCUUCAACGGCGCCGCCGUCCUCUGGGAGCACGUCGUCACCCAGCGCCACUCCCAGACCUUCUCCUGGCGCCCCUUGCCCGACGAGAAGCGCGGAUUCACCCUCCGCAUCCGGAAGAACGACAAAUCCCUAAUCCUCGACUCCUACCUCGAUUACAUUAUGGAGCGGGCGGCGGAGAUUCGCCGCAAGAAUCAGGACCGAUUGCUGUACACGAAUUCUCGCGGCGGAUCUCUGGACGCGAGGGGACAUCCGUGGGAGUCGGUCCCGUUCAAGCAUCCGAGCACAUUCGAGACCCUGGCCAUGGAUCCGGCGAAGAAGCUCGAAAUUAUGCGAGAUCUGAGGGAUUUCGCGGAAGGGCAGGAGUUUUACCAGCGGACGGGGAGAGCCUGGAAGCGAGGCUACCUCCUGUACGGUCCCCCGGGGACGGGGAAGUCGAGCAUGAUCGCCGCAAUGGCCAAUUUCUUAGGUUACGACAUUUACGACCUCGAAUUGACGGAGGUCCACAACAAUUCCGAGCUCAGGAAGCUGCUGAUGAAGACGAGCUCCAAGUCGAUUAUCGUGAUUGAAGACAUCGACUGCUCGAUUAACCUCGGGAAUCGGAAGAAGAGCUGCUCAAACGGCGGGAAAAGAGGAGGCUCGUCGAGUUUCUACGAGGCGGCGGCGGCGGAGAUGAGAGGAGGAGGAGCCGCCGGUGGUGGCUCCGACGAGUCAGGGAAUUCGAUAACGCUCUCCGGAUUGCUGAAUUUCACCGACGGAUUGUGGUCGUGCUGCGGCAGCGAGCGGAUUUUCGUGUUCACGACGAAUCACGUGGAGAAGCUGGAUCCGGCUCUGUUGCGGAGCGGGAGGAUGGAUAUGCACAUUUUCAUGAGCUACUGUUCGUUCCCGGCAUUGAAGAUUCUCCUGAAGAAUUAUCUCGGCGUCCAGGAACCAAACGCCGCCGGCGUUUGGAACGAGAUCGAGGCGGUGAUUGAUAAGGCGGAGAUGACCCCGGCGGACGUGAGCGAGGUGUUGAUUAAGAAUCGGAGGGAUAAGGACAAGGCAGUGGCGGAGCUGCUGGAGAUUCUCAAGGUGAGAGCGGCGACUCGCGGCGGUAUCGGCAGGCAUUUCGAGACGGUGGAGGAGGAGCAGGAGAAGAGAGCGGUGGAGGUGAGCAAGGAAGGAGAAGCAGCAGAUGAGUUCAGUGGUGAACAGAGUGAGGAGGAAGAAGAAGAUGACAACAAGAAGAUCAAAUGA